This is a messenger RNA of Durusdinium trenchii, 977 nucleotides long. NCBI's taxonomy places the organism in Eukaryota, Dinophyceae, Suessiales, Symbiodiniaceae. The record is from the annotation of a GenBank genome assembly.
AGGUGCCGCCUUUGGCUCAAACGGAUUCAUGCCCAGAGCCUCCCCCAUCUGUCGCCGCUUCGUGCGGCGCGUCGACCGUUCGGCCGAGAUGGUGCGGCGCUUCGUGCGCUCGCACCGACGAUUAGGUGACCAAGACAUGAGGAGCGAACUUCCAGAGGAGGAUGACUUUGUCCUGGUGGACCUGUCCUGGAACUUCUUUGGUCAUGAGGGGCUCUCAUUGAUUACCAGCUUCUGCCAGCGACAGUGGAAGCUGCAAAUCCUGAAGCUUCACCACUGUCACAUCAAGGAUGACUGUGCUGAGGUGCUCGGAGGCCUUUUGAUGAAGAACCCCCUUCUUGAUGAGUUGCAUUUGUCUCACAACUCCAUUGCAGCCAGUGGUGCCCUCUAUCUCGUGCGAGCAGUGGAACGGGGCCGUGCGUUGCACCAGAGUCCCUUGUGGCUGCGCUUGGAACAUAACCGUAUUGAAGGCGCCGAAGAUCUCCUUUAUGACCUGCAGCAGCAGGGCAGCGUGUGUGGCUUCCAUCCGAGAAGAUGCAACGCUCGGAGCUGUGGUGAGAACCGCAAGAUCCACCUCCCAUACUUCACGCACCAAGACGGCCAAAGCGCCCGCCCGACCUCGCCCGACCGGUCUGAUGUCUCAGACGCCUCGUCCUACGAGCGUGAUCCCUGGUGGGGCCAAAGGAUCGACGACCUCCCGCGGACGCCGCGCCGCACGGACGCCGCGCGGAACCGCAGCCGUUCGGCCGCGGCGCGCUCGUCUUACCGGCGCGCGGAGGCGGAAGGCGGCGGCGGGGUGCGGCCGUGCCUCAGUGUUCGCGAGCUCUUGGCCUGGGAGGAGGAAUUGAUGGCCCGACAGCGUCAGCUGGAUGAGAUGGAGAGGAGGGCCUUGGCACGGCAGGAAGCGACCCAAGCAAGGAGCUUGCAUCGCAGGUGAAAAGAGCUGAGGUUUGGGGUGGGAGAGAGUCAUGAUGAGUCAU